Molecule: messenger RNA, 2439 nt
Organism: Chanos chanos (milkfish)
Lineage: Eukaryota; Metazoa; Chordata; Actinopteri; Gonorynchiformes; Chanidae
Product: protocadherin gamma-A5-like
Exons: 1
Coding region: 10-2439 (809 amino acids)
Biological process (GO): homophilic cell-cell adhesion
Cellular component (GO): plasma membrane
Molecular function (GO): calcium ion binding
Source: RefSeq, a predicted model, not a curated record
CGAGGGACAAUGGCGCAGCAAGUCCUGCUGAUAAUUUGGAUUGUGUCUCUUAGUUCAGUGCACGCACAGAUCAGUUACUCCGUUCAAGAGGAAAUGGCUAAAGGUUCUUUAGUCGGUAACGUGGCACAGGAUUUGGGGUUAGAUUUAAAAAGGCUUAAAACGGGUAAAGCUCGUGUUUAUACCGGGGACAGUGCUCAAUACAUAGAGCUGAAUACAGAAAGGGGAGUCCUUCUUAUCAAAGAGAAAAUAGAUCGAGAGGCUUUAUGCGGACAGACUACGCCCUGCGUUCUUCAUUUUCAGAUUAUUCUGGAAAACCCGAUGGAAUUUUACAGCGUAAGUGUGGAAAUACUGGACAAAAAUGACAAUGCCCCUUUUUUUGAAAAAGGCGAGAUUAAUUUCCGGAUUAGUGAAUCUGCAAUUACGGGAGCUAAAUUUGUCCUAGAACCUGCAAAGGACCCCGAUGUGGGUAUUAAUGGCCUUCAGAGCUACUCCUUGAAUCCAACCGGUAAUUUUGCUCUAAAUUAUAAACAUCAGCAUGGCGAUAGACAAAAUGUUGAAAUGGUUUUACAGCAGCCUCUAGAUCGUGAGAAACAAGAACAGAUUUCUUUGGUAUUAACAGCAAUUGACGGAGGAGAGCCUCAAAUGUCGGGUAAUAUACAAAUUCAUAUUACAGUUUUGGACGCGAAUGACAAUGCUCCUGUUUUCACACAGUCGAGCUAUAAAGCGACUGUAAGCGAGAAUGCACCGAUAGGCACGAUUGUAACGACUGUCCGAGCCACCGAUGCUGAUAUAGAUGUUAAUGGUAAAAUAGUAUAUACCCUCACGAAUACAUUAGAUGGUGUUCGGGAUACGUUUGAAAUAAAUGAGGAUGAUGGAGUGGUAAAAUUGAUUGAUUUUGUCGAUUUUGAAAAAGCUCGCCACUAUGAGAUACGUGUGCAAGCCAGUGAUCACGGUGGUCUCACCGACUCCUGUAAAAUAUUGGUCGAUGUCGUUGAUAUUAAUGAUAAUAAGCCCGUAAUCAAUAUCAUGUCCAAAGCAAAUGUGAUAUCUGAGGAUUCAAAACCUGGAACCGUUGUGACUAUGAUAAAUGUUCAAGACGCAGACUCAGGUGAAAACAGUAAAGUUCAGUGCGGUAUUAGCAACACUGUCCCCUUUACACUGAAAUCAUCAGCGAAUAAUUUUUACAGUUUAAUUACCAACGGUGAUUUAGACCGGGAAAGACAGAGCGAGUAUAACAUCAGUGUUACCUGUGCUGAUGAAGGAAUGCCCUCUCUCUCUAGCAGCGUCACUCUCUCUCUACAGAUAUCUGAUGUAAAUGAUAACGUGCCUGUCUUUGAGAAGAAAUCGUAUGAGACCUACAUCCCAGAAAACAAUGCCCCAGGUCUCUCUAUAUUCACAAUAAAAGCUAGAGACCCAGACUGGAACCAGAACGCCCGUGUUUCCUAUAUACUAGAAGAAUCGUCGGUAAACGGAAUGCCUGUCUCCUCCUACGUGUCCAUCAGUGCAGAUACUGGUGUCAUCCACGCAGUGAGUUCUUUUGACUAUGAGCAGAUCAAAGAUUUCAUGUUUCGGGUCAAAGCGCAAGAUGGAGGAAACCCGCCUCUAAGUAGUAAUGUGAGCGUGAAAAUAAUGAUUCAGGACCAGAACGACAACGCGCCUCAGAUUCUGUACCCAAUACACAUUGGUAGCUCUCUGGUAGCUGAAAUGGUGCCUCGUUCAGCAGAUGUUGGCUAUCUUGUGACUAAAGUGGUGGCUGUUGAUGUGGACUCUGGACAGAAUGCGUGGCUUUCAUAUAAACUUCUCAAAGCUGCAGAGAAGGCGUUGUUUGAAGUUGGCUUACAGAAUGGAGAAAUAAGAACUAUUCGCCAAGUCACUGAUAAAGAUGCUGUGAAACAAAGACUCACUGUUAUAGUGGAGGACAAUGGCCAGCCCUCUCGUUCAGCCACCGUCAAUGUUAAUGUGGUGGUGGCAGACAACUUCCCUGAAGCACUCUCGGAGCUUACCGACUUCACCCACGACAAAGAUUACAACGACAAACUGACUUUCUAUUUAAUCUUGGCCUUGGCUUUGGUUUCAUUUCUUUUUAUUGUAUCCAUCAUAGCCAUACUGUCAGUCAAGUUCUACCGUUGGAGACAAGAGCGGAUAUUUUAUAAGUCCAACACCAAUCUCCCAGUUAUUCCGUAUUACCCACCCCUUUAUACAGAUAUAGGAGGCACUGGGACUUUGCAGCACGUAUACAAUCACGAGGUUUACAGAACGAUUGACUCGGGAAAGAGUGACCUAAAAUACAUGAGACCUAACAAUCAGAGCAUCAUUAGUCUGGACAUCAGUGAGCAAGGGACACUUCAACAUGUGAGGAGGGAGAAACUGGCCAAUGAUGAAUCCGUUGAUCAGGUGAGCUUCGGCUUUUUUUAUCGCUUUGAUUUAAUUUGCGCGUAA